This is a messenger RNA of Syngnathus acus (greater pipefish), 2545 nucleotides long. It is a transcript of the gene ggnbp2, whose product is annotated as gametogenetin binding protein 2. The transcript has 13 exons. Gene Ontology annotation, cellular component: cytoplasm; nucleus. Bases 106 to 2088 code for a protein of 660 amino acids. The record is from RefSeq and is a predicted model, not a curated record. NCBI's taxonomy places the organism in Eukaryota, Metazoa, Chordata, Actinopteri, Syngnathiformes, Syngnathidae.
CCGACUUUUGAAAGCAACUCGAACGCAGCAUCAACUCAUUGGGAAGCCGCGCUUACUCAGUCGUGCUUAAAAGUGAGCUGUAUUUGAAGGUGGGGGGAGAAAAUCAUGGCAAGUCUGGUAGCUGUAUGCAAAGAAAAUGAAAAGGACUACUGCUUUCUUACCGGACAGAUUCCUCUCUUUAUCGAUGACUCGUUCACGAUGGUGAUGGAAUUUUCUGAUCGUAUCAUGGACGUAGACAAAAGAGUAAUUAGUAGUUCCCAUUGGAAACAAUUCACAGAGGGUCACUCCAAAUUGAAACAACAGGACUUGACUGCGGCCUUGUCAGUGGUGUCCACACAAGUGUUUAAAGCAUUGUCCCAACUGGUGCCAUGCGUGAGCUGCAGACGCAGUGUGGAGCGCCUCUUCUCCCAUUUAGUGGAAUCGGGCACCCCAGCCUUGGAGCCGCUCACGUUGAAGCCUACGGGUGUGCUGUCCGUCACCAAGGCUUGUUUAGCGGACGUAAGGAAGCUGUACAGCCUCCUCUACAUCCAAGGGUCGAAGUUGAAUGCUGUAAUUGAUGCCAUUCCUAAAAGUAAAAAGACCACCCGGUGCCAGUUGCACUCCUUGGACACAGGCAAACUCAGACCUGUAGGGGGAAUCUGGAUGGAUGUGUGGGAGCGGAUGUCCAAGGAGUGCAGGGAUGAGGUGGUACUUAUCGAUUGCGCCUGUCUUUUAGAGAAACUGGAGACCCACUUGCAAAAACAUGGGUUGUGCACCGACUGUAAGACCAAAGUCAUGCGGGCAUACGAUAUCUUGAUUGGGGAAGUGGACAGCAGUGAGGAGAAAGAAUAUUGCGCCGACCUGUACGAGGGAUUGUGUUGCUGCCCUUGUGAGCAUCACAUCCAGGUGUGCAACGAGACCGACUUCAUCGCCCGCCUCCUUAGCCGGGCCGAGCUUGAGUUUGCAGGAGGCUCUGAGAGGAGACAUGCCAAGACCAUCGAUAAUGCGCAGGAAGAAGUGCUGACAUGUUUAGGCAGUCUUCUCUACGAGCGACUGCACAAGAUUUGGCAGAAACUACGAGCCGAGGAGCAGACCUUCCAGAUAUUGUUCCAUGUGGGCAUUGAUGAGUUGCGCAAAAGCUUUGAGACGGCAGUGGAGAAGAUGCAGGGGAUCACUCGGCUCGAGCAGUUUGUCGAGGAGCUGUCGGAGAAAGAGAGAGCGAAGCAGCUCAAGCAAGAGAAAAAGAGGCAAAAGCGGAAAAAUCGGCACAGAAACAGGUUGGAUCAGGAAACGGCAAUCAAGGAAAAGUAUGAGGAGGGGUCUCUCGAGUCUAAGGAGGGUAGUUGUACUGCCUGCGAGAGCAACGAUAAGGGCGAGAACAUUCCUCCGAAUGUCUGCACAAGCUUUGGUUGUCCGGCUAAACAAGAUCCACAUAAGACAACCAGCAACCAGCCCAAACUUACAUUAACAAGUAAAGGAGGGAAGCAAGUUUGCAUUUUGCAUCCUUUUGCCGUUUCCACUGCGAGCGAUUGCGGCUACGCAAGCAUGGAGGGCAGUGAGAUGGGGUCACGAGAAGGUUCCGAUAUUUCCUGCUCCGAAGGACUCUGCAACCACGAUGAAGCAGGUGAGUCCAAUGAGUACGCUGAAGAUAAAGAGGAGGAAGAGGAGGCAACAGACAGCUGUGUCGACUGCUGGCCACACUCUGAGGAAAAGUCACAAUGCAAGAGUAAAAAAAAGAAAAGAAAAGGAAAUAAACCGGGGCACACCGAUGAAAGUCACAGUGUGACACCAUCCAACGUUAGCCAAACCAAAGGUCUGAAGUCCUCAUGUGUUAAGAAGAGUUUUGCACAACUACCAUGGGCACGACACGGAAACUACCUUGAUUCCGGACCAUUCGAGGCCAACAUGGGUCUAGUGGACUUCCUGGAUGAUUCUGAAGUCAUUUCAGAUGAAGAGAAUGGGCUCACGCAGGAUGAAAUCCAAGCAUUCGUAGACAGACAUCGGGUGUUCUACACCAACCGUCACAAGUAUCGACAGCUCCUGAAAGAGAAAUUUACCAACUAUUGCUGUGCAAGUGACCAAAGACUGCCUGAGGCAACUGGUUUGUGAAAGUAUACACUUGUUACAUCUCAAAAGAAAAUCAUGGUGACCACUCCUAGUGCAAAUGCAGAAGGUAGAAAUUUUGGAUUGAUUCUUUGUCAAUUUUUAAUGAAUGUGAUUCGUGUCUCAUCUCAAGUCUGCACUUAGAUGAUCAGAUUUUUGAUUUCCCCAACCUCGUACCUUGAUUCUCAUUAACCAAGCCCUGUGACUUGGUGGUGCUUGUACAAGGCUUUCGGAUAAGAGCACAGUGGGAAAUGGAAAUCUAUUGUUGUGAGCUUGCAGGAGUCUUACUUGUCUUGAGAUGUUCUCUUGGGUGACACUUCAGCAUGGUGAUAAAGGUUGCACUCUAAAAGUGUAUGAAAAUCAAUUCUUAAAAAAAAAAGGUUCUACAUUGAAUUGAAAUGAAAAGAAAUGGGUUGUGACAGUGCAGAAUUUGAAGAGUUAAUAAAGCAUUUAUUCAUCCACA